GGCUCUUUUGUCCCCCGCCGGCCUGUUUGUUCGCCCCGCUUCCUUUGAACCAACAAAACUUUCCUGCCACUCUGAGCAACACCUGGCUCUGUGGCACAAACGUCAAAUAUUGGAUUCCAUUUAACCUCAAGUAAAACACAAAGUCCCUGGUCAGGAUGUACAGCUUCAUGGGAGGAGGCUUGUUCUGCGCCGGAGUGGGCAACAUACUCCUCAUCGUCUCCACGGCAACGGACUAUUGGAUGCAGUACCGUCACUCCAGCAAUUAUAUGCACCAGGGCUUGUGGCGCUACUGUGUGCCUGGGAAAUGCAUGACACACACAGACAGCAUCGCGUACUGGGAUGCCACGCGGGCUUUCAUGAUCCUCUCCUUGCUGGCUUGCUUCAUCGGCAUUGUGAUCGGGGUCAUGGCCUUCAUCCACUACUCCUCUUUUGAUGGCUUUGACAAGACGUUUGCUGCCGGCAUCCUCUUCUUCAUCUCAUGUUUCUUUGUGCUGCUGGCCAUGGCUGUCUACACUGGAGUGACAGUCAACUACUAUGGCAAACGCUAUGGAAACUGGCGCUUCUCCUGGUCGUAUAUUAUGGGCUGGGUGGCAGUGGUGCUCACUUUCUUCUCAGGUAUCUUCUACAUGUGCGCCUACCGGAUGCACGAGUGCCCGAGAAACUCCAGCUCUCGCUGACCCCUACAGAACGUCACCACUACAGUCCAGACGUGGUCCAUUAUCUCCGUGACAACGCGAAGCAUGUGACUGUCGCCACUUUUGUCUGUAAUGCUGCAAAAAAGCAAAAUUAAAGGCGGGUAAA
Messenger RNA from Synchiropus splendidus (mandarinfish), 801 nucleotides. It is a transcript of the gene lim2.3, whose product is annotated as lens intrinsic membrane protein 2.3. Gene Ontology annotation, molecular function: structural constituent of eye lens. NCBI's taxonomy places the organism in Eukaryota, Metazoa, Chordata, Actinopteri, Syngnathiformes, Callionymidae. The transcript has 5 exons. The record is from RefSeq and is a predicted model, not a curated record. Gene Ontology annotation, cellular component: plasma membrane. Bases 156 to 677 code for a protein of 173 amino acids.